AUGGAUUUUGGGCAGACACACCUUGGAGGGCUGAUAUCGAAUUCUCAGCAGGAUGAGAAGGCGAAGCACUAUGUGGUUGGCUCACGGAUAAAGAUGGGUUGUGAACUGAUGAAGAAUCUGUAUGGAAAGUCAUGGCAUGUAAAGCUUGUGGAGAAUAGCUAUGGACAGGUUAUUGUAACGUCGCAGGCGAGUGUGAUAUAUGACAGUGUGAAAGCGAACCAUCCGUUUGUGAAGUUACUACAGGAAUAUGUAAAGAAGAUGGAUGUGGUUGGAGAUGGAUCAAAGCUGUUUGUCCUUCUUGUGUCUGAAUUGUUAUCUGAGAUGCUUAUCGGGGUUAACAAGGGAAUGAAGCCUGCGUUAUUGAGUGGGAUGCUUAGGGAGAUGUAUAAGGAGAUUGAUGGAAUGGCAGGAAGCUUGAUGAUUGAGCAUGAGAUUGACUUUGAAGAUGUGGAGAGCAUAAAGAAGGUACUCCGAGGGGUGGUGAAGGAUGAGCAUCUUGAGAGGAUAGUGAGUGAAGGAGUGAGAUGCACGAAAGGAUUUGAGAGUGAGGAUAUAAGGGUAUGCAAGGUUGGAUGCGGAAGUAUGGAGGAUAGUUAUGUUGUUGAGGGGAUGGUGUUUAACAGAGCGCCUGAAGGAGAGGUUAAGAGUGUGAAGAAUGGAAGGACGUCGAUAUAUAACUGUGGAUUGGAGAUUAGCAGGACUGAGCUGAAAGGAACUGUUCUUCUGAAGACAGCUGAUGAAUUACUAGCGUUUAGCAAGGAUGAGAAUAUAAGGACACGUGAGAUGGUUGAGUCUUUGAGUGCGGAUGUGAUUGUGUGCAGUGGGAAGGUUGAUAAGAUAUAUCUUGAUUUUUUGAAUAAGUGUGAAAAGCUGGUGUUUAAGGUGAGCAGCAAGCAUGACCUACGGAGGAUACGAGAAGUGAUGGGAGGACAUAUUUCAUCGAGUCUGUGCACACAGGCGGAGGACUUUAUGGGAGAGAUAGAUGAAGUGGUGGUGUUUAGUGAGGGGAAGGAGAAGUACACGAAGUUUGUAUCGAAGAGCAAGAGGAAGUAUACGCUGGUGUUGAAGAGCUCUGUAAAGGCUGUGCUUGAUGAGCAUGAGAGGAUUGUUCAGAAGGCGCUGACUGUUUUGAGCAAGAAUGUGAAUAAUGGAAAGAUAUGGCUGGUUGAAGGGGCAGGAAGGUUUGAACGAAGGAUGUCUAUGAAGAUGAUGGAGAGGAGCGGUAGUGAGAGUGGCUCUCGAGGGUUUGUGUAUAAGUGUGUUGGGAACGCUCUUGGACGAUAUAAACAAUAUGAUGAGGAGAUAUAUGAUGUUUACAAUGCGAAGGUGAAGGCGCUGAAGUAUGCGGUUGAGUUUAUUGCUAUGUUUUUUGAAACGAGUGAUUAUUUGAUUGGAAAACCUGAGGCGAUGAGUAUCAGUGCACGAGAGAAUCAGAAUUGGGACGAGGACCACUGA
This is a messenger RNA of Ordospora colligata OC4, 1455 nucleotides long. Its product is annotated as subunit theta of T-complex protein 1. NCBI's taxonomy places the organism in Eukaryota, Fungi, Microsporidia, Ordosporidae. The record is from RefSeq and is a predicted model, not a curated record. Bases 1 to 1455 code for a protein of 484 amino acids. The transcript has a single exon. Gene Ontology annotation, biological process: protein folding. Gene Ontology annotation, molecular function: ATP-dependent protein folding chaperone; ATP binding. Gene Ontology annotation, cellular component: chaperonin-containing T-complex.